Molecule: messenger RNA, 2104 nt
Organism: Rosa rugosa (rugosa rose)
Lineage: Eukaryota; Viridiplantae; Streptophyta; Magnoliopsida; Rosales; Rosaceae
Product: pentatricopeptide repeat-containing protein At3g04760, chloroplastic
Exons: 1
Coding region: 99-1859 (586 amino acids)
Molecular function (GO): protein binding
Source: RefSeq, a predicted model, not a curated record
AAGAACCAAUCCAAUACUUUCAACUACCAACUUCCACAUUUUGGUCACUUUCUCCAUGCAAAUUCUCAUUCCUUGUGCACAACAAUUGCCAUUCACCAAUGGCAAUAGUCUCCACUGAGUUAUUGUCCCAUAGCUUCCACACUACCUCCCAACUCAAACCCACUUCCCAUUCCCACCACCCCACUAGUUUCAGUUGCAGACCUUCUUCUUCUUCAAUCUCAAAUGGCAGAAACAACACCUCCAGAAACCUAACAAGGGUGUCUGUCUCUGCUGAACCAAAGCCAACACACUUGCAAAACCAUGAUUACAAAGAGACCCACUUGAUCAAAGUCCUCAACAGGUCUUGCAAAGCAGGCCAGUACAAUGAAGCCUUCUACUUUCUUGAGCUCAUGGUCAACAAGGGCUACAAGCCUGAUGUGAUUCUCUGCACCAAGCUCAUCAAAGGCUUCUUCAACUCGAGAAACAUCCAAAAGGCCAUUCGGGUUAUGCAAAUAUUGGAACAGUAUGGGGAGCCUGAUUUGUUUUCAUACAAUGCUUUGAUCAGUGGGUUCUGUAAGGCCAAUAGGAUUGAAUCGGCAAACAAAGUUCUUGAUAGAAUGAAGAGUCAGGGCUUCAAGCCUGAUGUUGUUACGUAUAAUAUAAUGAUUGGGAGUCUCUGUAGUAGAGGGAAGCUUGGGUUAGCUAGGAAGGUCAUGGAUCGUUUAGUGAAAGACAAUUGCAAGCCUACUGUGAUUACAUAUACAAUAUUGAUAGAAGCUACUAUUCUUGAUGGUGGGAUUGAUGAAGCUAUGAAGCUUUUGGAUGAGAUGUUGUCAAGAGGGCUUAGACCUGAUAUGUAUACUUACAAUGCCAUUGUUAGGGGAAUGUGCAGGGAAGGAAUGCUGGAUAGAGCUUUCGAGUUUGUUAGGAGCUUCGAUGCUAAAGGCUAUGCGCCGAAUGUGAUCUCAUACAACAUAUUGUUGCGUGCGCUUUUGAACCGUGGGAAGUGGGAGGAAGGAGAGAAUCUAGUGAGCAAUAUGUGUGCAAGAGGUUGCGAGCCUAAUGUGGUGACUUAUAGCAUCUUGAUUAGCACGCUGUGCCGCGAUGGGAAAGUUGAGGAUGCAGUGAAUGUGUUGAAGAUUAUGAAGGAAAAGGGGUUAACUCCAGAUGCUUAUAGUUAUGAUCCAUUGAUUUCUACUUUCUGCAAAGAAGGGAGGUUAGAUUUAGCAAUAGAGUUUUUGGAUUGUAUGAUAUCUGAUGGUUGCUUGCCAGAUAUUGUGAACUACAAUACAAUCUUGGCUGCUUUGUGCAAGAAUGGGAGUGCUGAUCAGGCUUUGGAAAUCUUCGAGAACUUGGGUGAAGUCGGUUGUCCUCCAAAUGUGAGUUCCUACAACACAAUGUUCAGUGCAUUGUGGAAUUGUGGAGAUAGAGUAAGAGCUUUGGGAAUGGUAUCAGACAUGGUAAGCAAAGGAAUUGAGCCUGAUGAGAUCACAUACAAUUCACUUAUAUCGUGUCUGUGCAGAGAUGGGAUGGUAAAUGAGGCAAUUGGGUUGUUGGUAGAUAUGGAAACUGGUGGUUUUCAGCCUACAGUUAUCACUUACAAUAUUGUUCUUCUUGGGUUGAGCAAGACUCGGAGGAUUAUCGAUGCCAUUGAAGUGUUCACAGCAAUGGUUGAAAAGGGUUGCCGGCCUAACGAAACUACUUACAUUUUGCUGAUUGAAGGAAUUGGAUUUGCAGGAUGGCGAGCUGAAGCUAUGGAGCUUGCAAAAUCUGUUUAUAGUUUAAGGGCUAUUUCCGAAGAUUCUUUCAAACGCUUGAACAGGACCUUUCCCAUGCUUGAUGUUUACAAAGAGCUUACUCUGUCUGAGAUUAAGAACUAGAGUUUGUUGGCAAAGCUUCAAUGCAUUUCAAAUCUUUUUGCAGAGUUUCAGAGAUGGACUGCAACUUACAUAUCCGGCUUGGAGAAGAAUUUUGGUGGCUGUAAAUCAUGACCAAAUUGCCUUGUAGGGGUUUGGCAAUACCCAGAGAGAACAUUGCAAACUUUGUUUUUCAAGUUCUGUAUUUACUGAUAUGAACAUUUGCAUAUCCAUUCUUAACAUCGACUAGAAUAUGUUCUGUCCUUUCG